CCGCACCGGUUGCAUCGUGAAAAGUUGUUGCGGUUGGCAUCUUCCAUCCGAAAAAUUCGGCGUGAUUCCUCCAUCGAAACAGCAUCCUCGGAACAAUAAGAAUAUUCUCCUCUUCAAGGAUUUUGUGUGUGAUUGUGAUGUGAACCAAAAAAUAAUAAUAAUAAGAAGAAUAAGUAUCUAAUAAAAGCAUUUCGAAUCCAAUUUUCAGAUUAAAAGUCUUGAUUUGUACUGAAUAAUUGACGGGGGCUAAUAUAAAUUUCGUGAUAAUAAUGUUGUGUUUUAAAAUGUUUUUAUCGGGCUAAAACGUUUUAAUUAUACACUGUUAUUAUGGGUGUUUCCGGUAACUGUUGUGAUUAAUAGCCAGGGGGCCAAUGCCGCUUGGGUCGCUAAGCAAAACCGCCAAAGAAAAAUUUCAAACUGCCUUUAUUGGUAAUGUAAUGUGAAUUUAAUUACGUGUUAACAGUGAACAAGUGAAAUGAGUGUAAGAAGUGCGUAAAUCAAAAGAAUAAAACCCUCAAAAUAAUUCCGUGAUUUAGCCUUAAGGAUACAAAAAAAAACAAAAGGGAUAAUGAAUGAAUAACGAGAGAUAUUUGAUCUUUAUACAAAACCAUACAACCCCACAAUUAGUCAACUAAUCAAAGACAAUCGUUCCAUGUCAGGACCUCGCUCGGCUCUAUAAACUGCUGCAUUCAUACGUAAAUCUUUUGUCCGCCUUGGACCACUGUGGUGUGUUGUGGUGUGGAGGUGGAGGCAGUAACAGUGGAUGACAAUCGCAAACAAAUGAAAUUGAAUCUUUUACUAUUUCUGUUCGGUUUAUUCCCGCCUUUCUUUGUGUCGAAACAACAACUCCAACAAAAGUCCUUUAUGGUUUCGUAAUCCUAUUCGUAGGUAGUGUUGCCUUUAUUUGUGUUUUUGUUUACAUUUCGUGAGAGUGUGUUAAAUUUGUGUGUCUCAGUGAGUGUGCCUCUAUUUUGCUGGCGCAUCGAGCAAACGAUAUCUAAAUGAGUGAACGACACUCGUCCAAUUUAAAAUGUCGGACGUUGAACAGAUUUCCGGCAAAAAUGAAAUCAAAAUCGCGACUGGCCCUAACAAAACAUCGGUGAAGCUUCAUUCGUUGCCAAUACAACACCAUCAUCACCCACAUGCCCAAAAACAUCCCCAUCACUCCCAUCCGCACUCCAUCCAUCCAAGCCAUCAAGAACACUAUCUGAAGCCGACUCCACAACAUCAACAUCAACAGCAACAGCAACACCACCAGCAACAAGAGCAAUAUCGUGAGAAAAAUCAACAUCAACAACUCUCAUCUACUUUGACAAUAGAAGAAGGAACCGGGUCUAUCGACCAAACCGAAAUAGGACACUCGCCAACUCGGGGACUCGGUUGCUUUAGUAAAGUAUUGAAGGUGUUGUUUUCGACACCGGGUCUAGUGGUGCUCGUUGUUGUUUACUCAGUGAUGGGUGCUUUAAUUUUCCCACUGCUCGAGGCGCCACAGGAUAUUAUGAAGAAUGUGGCCAUCGCCAAGAGUCGGGAGGAUUGUUUGAAAGAGCUCUGGAUAAUAACAGAAAAGUUAAACGUCCUGUACGAACAGAACUGGACGAUGUUGGUGCACGAACAGCUACGACGCUUCGAGGGAUCAAUUGUGGCAGCAACACGAAAUGGCGGAAUGGUGGGUGUAGUUUCUCCAGCUUCAUCGUCGACGACGGCAGCGGCGGCCGUGACUACCACUGGAUUCGAAUCGGACAAAGGACGAUGGUCUUUCAGUGAAGCCCUACUUUAUUCUGUGACUGUGAUAACAACAAUAGGCCAUGGUAACCUGACACCAAAAUCUUCCGCCGGAAAAAUCGCCACCAUCCUGUAUGCCUUAAUUGGAGUUCCUUUGAUGUUGAUGUGUUUAUCGAGCCUCGGCGGCCUGUUAGCUGAGGCCCUGCAAUGUACAUACACGAGGAUAUGUUGCCGCUUGCAAAAGGUCCGGCAACAACAUAAGCAGCACCAACAAAAGAAUAGAGGGACCGCAGCUCAGAAUGGUUUGAGAAGAAAAAGUUCAGAAUCCAUGGGCUCGAGUUCCUGUCAUGGACAAUCGAAUGAGAUGGAUUGUAAAUCUUGUAAAUAUGAUCCAGUAAUCGAGGAGACAAGUAUGCAAAAUAGCUAUAAAUAUACUUCUUCAUCGGAACGAGAAGAUUCAUGCCAGCUCCUGCACAACUCGCCAACCCCCAACAGCUCACCGUGUAUUCAAUUGAAAUCACAACCAAUGCCUCCACCCAACCUCAAGCAAUAUCACCAACAGCAUCUGGUCAUGGCUCAGCAACAGCAACAACAACAACAACAGCAGCAGCUGCUGCACCAUCAUCAGAUGACACCCUCCCCCCAACACCAGAGCUACCAGAUGUCACCUACUCGAAUGGCCAACAACACCACCACCAAGUAUCACCAGCAAGUCAUGGUGCCAAACAAUGUACAUGCUCAGCACCAGCAUCUUGUUGAACAAAAUGGCUGUACGGAAAUAACCGGAACAGCGACCAUUUACUUUCCGAUUCAAACGACAGCCCCGCCGGGGAGCCACCAUGUUAGCAUGCCUGUGGCGGCGGCAGCAGCAGCAGUUCAUUACAAUCACCAGCCUCUUGUCAAAUAUCACACAAUUCAAUUACAGCAUAAGAAAGCAAUGGUCGGCGGAACGGCGGCGGCGGCGUCGGCAGCGAUGGCGGCAACUACAACGGGCACCACGACGAUAGCGGGGCCGACAAUUUUCGAACAACAACUGCCAGGACACAUCACAGUCGGGACAGGAAUGACAACAUUGACACUGCCACCACCGCCUCAUUAUCAGACAGCCACCGUACAUGGCAUUCGACGAGCGAAAUUUCUUGCGAAACCGAUGCCGCAGGAGAUCAAUACUUUGCUGGCUGAAAGUGAUAUCUCGUGCCACCAUGAGGGCUCCGCGAACCAACAGAGCAGCCGGGCGGGCAGCGAUAGUGGGAACUCUUCUUCUACACCCGGAAGCGUCGACAUCAUGGAAGACGAGGAGGAGAAUGAACACAGCCGGAUGGGAUGUCCCCAUGGAACCCCAUCACGAGUGCCACUUAUUCCAUCAUCCCCCGGAGCCGGAGGUAGAAAAAAUUAUUUAGGCCAAGAUAGCAGCAAAACCACCCUCGAUACACGCAAGACUGCUUCGGUCAAUGUUGCCAGUGACAACAAUGGCAAUGGUCAACAACGCAGGAGAGUCCGGCUAAUGACCACAAAUAACUCAAAGGGAAGCCGUAAAAAGAGCUGCUGUUUGGACAGCAGUUGUAAUCUACAUACGGAUCCUAUGACGACAGAGGACGAAGACUACGAUGACGAAGAUGACAAUUGUAAGCAAGACGACGACGACGAUGACAAUGAUGACGAUGAGGAUGGAAUCCCACAAGUGCCAAUCACUAUUGUACUAUUGAUCCUGGUAGCCUAUAUCUGCAUUGGCACUGUGAUCUUUGCAUUGUGGGAGAAUUGGAGCCUCAUCGAUGGAGCGUACUUUUGCUUUGUCACCCUUUCGACCAUUGGCUAUGGGGACUUUAUGCCUGAGCACACAUUCCGAGGGCCAAAUGUUCAGUUGUUUGCUUGCUGUGCGUAUUUGCUACUCGGAUUGGUCCUUGUAGCGAUGUCUUUUAGCAUUUUGGAGACGCAACUAAUGUGGAAAUGCAAACGUAUUGCGGUGAGAUUGAAGUUAGCCCGCAACGACUGAUGGUUGCACAUAGUGGUUCAAUAUUUAUAAAGUGACAAACGGCACGAGGUAUAGAAAUGAAAAUUUUAUUAUUACUGUAAAUAUGGUUAUACAUAUUAUGAGCUCUAAACUAAGGACUGCGUAUUCCGUUUUUCUGGUUUUAUUUAUUGAAUUUGUAAAAAAAAUAUAGAUUAAAAUAAUUUAUAACAAACGACACAAUGGGGAUAUAAUGGUUUUUAAUUAACGAGUGUAAUUUAAAAAAAGAUGUCAUUUACUCUAAUCUACUUAUAGGCUAAUAUUAUUAAUGUAAAAAUAUAAGAAACAAAAAAUUAAAUCAACUACAUGUUAAGGUAAUGCGAUAAUAAAUCAAACCGAUUUUUCAU
Messenger RNA from Eupeodes corollae, 4077 nucleotides. RefSeq lists its product as uncharacterized. The record is from RefSeq and is a predicted model, not a curated record. The coding region runs from base 1031 to 3715 and encodes 894 amino acids. Gene Ontology annotation, molecular function: potassium ion leak channel activity. NCBI's taxonomy places the organism in Eukaryota, Metazoa, Arthropoda, Insecta, Diptera, Syrphidae. Gene Ontology annotation, biological process: potassium ion transmembrane transport; stabilization of membrane potential. Gene Ontology annotation, cellular component: membrane. The transcript is spliced from 8 exons.